This is a messenger RNA of Xyrichtys novacula (pearly razorfish), 17817 nucleotides long. The record is from the annotation of a GenBank genome assembly. Lineage: Eukaryota; Metazoa; Chordata; Actinopteri; Labriformes; Labridae.
GCUUUCUGAACAUUUUUUCUCCAGAGUCAGUAAAUGUCAUGCAGCCGUUCAGCCGUCAUUUUUUGCAGCGGAGGCCACCUUCCUCCACAGACUCACCGUGAGGCUCAACACCUCCAUCCAUUCAACCAUCCGUCCAUCCAGACCACAACCUGGAUGGUCUAUCUCCUCGUGCACAUUUUGCAGAAACAUUUGCGCUUCCCAUCCGGAAUGUAACCGGAUUAUUGUGGAUUCAGUCGGUGUUUUAUAUGUGUUUUCCCCCAUGGAGGACUAGUCAGGUCGGGGAUCCACCGCCCUGCAGUCUGCCGGGGAGAGACGGAGCUCCACACUAACGGGAAUACACUCAGGUGGAGGAAGAAAACGCUGAAAAUGCUCGAUGUUUCGGGCUUAGGACGCUCCUUUUGCCGACAUCUGAACGCGGACGAGGAGCGUCAGUUUGUCGGGGAUGAUGGUAAGUGGCCGACAGACGCGCACGGUGCGCCUCUUUUGUCUCAGACAUAUGCACGCACACACCUGCUAUCAAACAGGAUGAAACCGGGAAAUGUAGUAUUAAAUCAACAGUAGGGGGCCGGUGUUCCUGAAGGCAACACUGAUGUGUUUGAUGGAGAGUAUUGUCGCUGUAAUUGAGGUCAGCUGGCUGCGUGUGAUGGAGGUCGGUAAUGUCUGACCCGGAUGGCCGCAUCAGGGUCGAUCAUCACUCAGAGUCAAUUGGUUCUCAUUACAGCAGAUGGAUGUGGAUGAAUAGAUGGUGUCUUUACUGGACAGAGAAAGUUGUGUCCAGUUUUUCUGGAACAUGAGCUCACCAAAAGGGUCCCUGAAGGAGUCCCAAACAAACCGAGGACCAAUUUGUAACUCAGUGUAGGUUUAAUAUCCCCAUAAUACAGGAUAACUGGGCUGAUUAAACCCUGCAAAAUCUGGAAUUAACAUUCUCCAUAUAAGCCGCUCAAGUGUGAGGAUUUCACUCUGUCUACUGUACCAGUGCAUAAUUCAGAUCAUUUUGGCACAGACCAUUUGCUUUAUUAUAUAUUCCUGAUAUGAUUCACAAAUGAAUCAACACAAUAACUGAUAUAUUAUCUGAGGUUACACCCAGAGGCUGAAACCUGUGACUCCAGCUGACUGGCUCUGGAUGAACUCAGAGUGUGAGACCUGUAAUGUGUUUCUAUUUCUGGUUAAUGGAUCCGUGUGACAAGCUGUGGAGGUUGGAGACACCCAGGGGUCCUCUCUGAGUGAUGAGCCUGAUUUCACCUUUCAUUAGUUUGAAAUGAAGUGAAAGUGGAAAUGAUUCAGGAAUGAGUCUUAAAUGUUGUCUCUCUGUAAACGUCUCUGUAAAUGGUUCAAAAUCCCCAAACACUGAACACUAAAACUCCCAUCAGAGUUCUGUUUACUCAGAUUCUAUCUGAAACUGCAGUUUGACAUAACUAAAUCUGUCAGACUCGAAGAAAUCAAGCCUCUCCAGGAGCUUUGCAAUCCGGGUUCAAGCUUGACAGAAGGAGUUUGACUCUGACUGUUCUACCUUCAUCUAUAAUCCAGUGCAAGUUGACUGGAUUGAUGUUCCCUAGGGGGCAUCUCAAGGCAUCCUGGGUAAUGUAGGAAACUGCUAACUAAAGCAGAAGCAGGUUGAAAAGAAGUCAAAAGACGAUUUUUCAUGUCAAAAAUAACUCUUGAUGUGUUGUGAGCUUUACAAUCUGAAGUUAUGAAACAGGGAGAGCAGCUGCCUGAUAAAAACCCUGCAGACUUUUUAACAGUCCCUGCGAGCUCUUUGUGUAUUCACUGAGUGUCAGGAUGCCGUCUUAUCAGGGCAGUCAGGCGGCACAACUCGAGCUCUGCAGCCUCACCGGGGGAAUGAAAAUGCCACAACACGUUGCCUCAGAUCCAGGAGUGGGUCAACAUCUCCAGCAUGAGGCUGCUUGCAUCCUCCCUCGCCCUGUCUCCCCGACUCCUCCUCACCCCCUCCUCUCUUGUCUGUCUGAGUCUGCUGAGGGUAAGGCAGCUUAUUCUCCAGCUGUUGCAUCUUCUAUGAUCUGAUCAACAUCCAGUAACAGCACGAGCUACAAGCUGUGCCUCUUGUUGUGCUGUUGUUGUUUUUACAUGUGGCAUUCGUUGCAUUUAUGUGUUGCAUUUACAUUUUGGUCAUAUUUUCCUCCUUGACAAGUAUAAAUAUAAAAAUAAUCACUGUUAUAUGCAUCAGUGAGUGUACCUUUGCCCCUACAAAGGUAACUGAUAGCAUGAGUUCCUGAUUGUUUACCAUUCCUAGUUGCUUGCAGCAUCAGCAGCAGGGUGAGUCCAUGUCUGAGUUUGCUAUGAAGCAUUUAUGGCUGAGCAGCGAUGAUGGGACAGACAUGUGCUAAUGAGUGUACAGUCUCUCACAGUGAGCAGAGACCUGCAGGCAGCUGAGGCCAGAUGUUGGCACAGAGGAUCAGAGCUUGUUGUUGGAGCUGACAGGUGCAGGGAGGCAGAUAGUGCAAACCUGAAGAGACUCUGGACUCUUCUUGAAAACUGUUGCUCUGCUCAGGUGUGUUAGUGUGUUAUCUGAAAUCCUUUCUUUUGUAAUUUAGCAUACAAAUGAAUUAGUUUCAUAGCACAAUAAGCUUCAAAGCCCUGCACUCUGAAGUUCACCGCUGUGUUAUUGUGCUUCAUUAUCUUUCGUGGCUGAAUCACUGAUGGGUUGAUGAUCGCAGGAUCUCUCUUUGGAAACUCGUCGAGAGGUAUCGACUCUCCCCUGUUGUGUGAUUACACCAAACUGCGAUUGGAGGUGUCACACAAGGGUAGGCAGAGAGCAUCAUGGGUUAUUCCUGCACGUGUCAGUACCAGGCAUUGAUCAGCAUCAUUGAAUAUCUCAUGAACAAAAUCAGGAUCAGUAUUUGAGUCUCCUUUUAAGUAUGACAUCUAAAGUAAGAGUUUUUUAGACUGAUGCUCUGUGAAGAAGAAAAGCAGGGUGGCGCUAAAACAGAUGGGAAGGGGGAAGUAUGUCCCAUCCUCCACCCUGCAAAGCUUUAAGUAGUCCAAAAUUAAUCUCUGAGACUGUGUCUGAACUGGAAGCGGAUCGAUGCACCACUAUCUGAAAACAGUUUUUGUGCAGCAAAUGAAGUUUUUAGGAACCUGUAAUUUUCUGCAAAUGACACGGACACAUCAUGCUUUUGUGAUAUUCAUCCGUUUUGUGAAUAAAACUAGAGUUCAAGUCAAAAGGAAGCUGAUUCUCAUGCUGGACUGAGCUCUGACCCUGUCUUUAGUUUCUCCUUCAAGGGAACAAACAUCAUUGAUAUUCCUGAGCUGCUCCUGCAGGGUGGCAGCUGACGGGGAAAACAGAGAGCUGGUCUGGAGCUGUCCGGUCAUACUGAGCUGCAGAAUUAAACAGGGUAAAGAAAAGAGGCCCUUGUUUGAGAAGUUUAGCUGUUAUGUAAAUAUGUUUUUGCUUUCUGUAAGUCCGUAGACAUGCUGCUGCACGUCUCCUGUCACCUGAGAGGAACCUGCAGGAUUCCAGUGCAGACUGAAGGACCUGAAGGAUCGUAAAAGGCCUGCUGUUAAUCCACAGCUCGCCUGACCUCCUCUCAGGCCGCUCAACAUUCAAUCGAAUCUCAUUAUCUCUCUAUCAGCGAUGCACAGACCAAACAGAGAUGAGGAUUAUCAAUGCUGCUCUGAUGACAAAGAGACCGAUGUCAAGUGAUCAAAGUGAAGACGAUUAAACUCUUAGAGCUCUCUAUUCAUUUUCCUGCAGGCUGAACAAAGAUACCAGGAAAAAAGGAGAGAUGGAAAUGAAAAUGUGAGCGUUUUUUGUUAUCUCAUUUCUGAACUUUAAGUAGUUUUUAGAACUGACAUGUCUUGGUUUCUGUUUGGGAUUUAUUUUGCAGAAAAGAGGAGAAAUGAAACCCCUCCAUAUUUGAUAAUCCCGUGAUUUUACGUUUAAAGUUCACGAGUAAAAGGAGGAAAACAGCGUGUGAUUGUCCUCUGUAAGACUGGAAGGAGAUAUAUUUUCUCUCUCUGCAUUAUUUACUGAAUUAAAAAAAAUACCAUUAAAAUGUUGUUGUUUUUUAAAUUGACAUAAAUACAGCUAAGAAUUGACAGCUGUGUCUUUUAAAAUGAAUAACUUUUCUUAUUUUGACCACAUUUGGUUCAGCUCUUGCAGGAUGAGGAAAAAAUGUCAUGUUCAUUGAAGUUGUUCAAUAUUUUGCCAUUUUUAACAAGUUUGUUUUAACAAAAAUUUAAAAUAGUGCUUAUUAGCUGAUACAUUUGACAGUUUCUGUCAUGUGUCCGCUGUUUUUUUUUGCUUUACACAUGAACUGUGUUUGCAAAGCAAGAUCCAUGUACAAAGCAGAUUUUCCACCACUGAAUGAUCAAAGACUGUUAGCUAAAGCUUCAUCUGACUUUAUCAAAGCGGUAAAAGAGCAUGGCCUCUUUACAACAAGUAAAAUGUUCAUGCUGAGUAAGAGAAACAUUGUUGACAUUUAAUCAUUUCCUAAUUUAUUGCAGUGAAUGAAGAUAUAGCAAUCAGGAUAACAGCUAUAAAAAAAAAGAGUCUGACACAGAUAGAGACUUCCUCUUCCUCUUCUCUCUUUGAUAUUAUUUUCUCAGCAGAUUCCCUACAUUUUGUCAAAUCAGAGGAAAUGGCAUCUGCUAAAUGUGGUUUUAUAACUGGAGCAACCCAUUCACUCUCAGCCUUAUGUAACCUGCACAGCGAGCGUCUGAGGAGGUGUAAAAACGCCUCGGCCUCUUAGCACCGGCGGUCGUGCCACGACUCUUACCGGAGCGGUGCGGGCGUCUGUGGGUGAGAGCUGCCGAUUUCUGUAAAUAAUGUUCAUAAGCACAAAUCACAGAGUGUUCUUGUUUUAAAAUAACUGAAGUGAGUCACCCUCUUUCAUUUAAAGACUAGAGCCUUGAUUUUACUUCAAGUUGUUAAAUAACCUAGAUUUGCAAUGGGACAGCAGCUAUCACAAAGGACUAAUGUAAAUUUCCUCUACAGUCCUCAGUACUUAAGAAUUUUCAUCACUAAAUGCAACGUCAAACAUAACACAUGAUACUUCCAAAUCAAAAUGCUAAACAGAUACAAUUGAUCAGCAGACCUUCUCUGAAAAUCUUAAUUUACCAAGAAUAAUCCAAGCUAAGUCAACUUUUUCAUGCUUUAUGAACCUUUGCCUAGAAGGGUCUUGACUCUAGUUACUCCAAGAACAUAUGCCAGCAGUUCACCUCCUUAAAACCCCUCCUGUGAAAUAUUUACUCUAAUCAAACAUUUCCAUCCAAACUCAAGCCAUACAUGAGAGUUGGUGCAUUUCUACAGGAGUUAGCACACAUAUAACCUCAACCUAAACACCAUCUGAUAUUAACAUGUUCCCCUUUUUUCCCAUUUUUUUCCAAUAUAAUCCAAAGUUAGGUGUCUUUAAGUCCUUUAUGAUGUGUAGAGAUGACACCCUUAUUUGACUCAUUUUGGUAGGCACUCGUAAAGAAUCUCAAUAAUCUGUUUGUGUCUGUGUAAAGAAGACCCAGCAUCUAUUUUGUUUAUCAGCUUGGUAUUUGUUUUUGUGUUUUUCUGAUGAUGUCCUUUGUUUAAUGUUGCAGAUCUGUAGAAAUGAACUGUAUAUCAGCUGUUUGAGGGCUCUGGUGGUCGGUUUUGUUAAAGGUCCGAACCCCAAGUUUCAGGCGGUUGAUUAUCAGAUUAUUUUGAUGUUUGAAGUUAUUAAUAGGAUCAUUAUUAUUUGCUCGUUUUGUCCAGGAACAGUCAGCGGCCCAGUUGACUUUUAUCAAUGAUAAGGAGGUGCAGCAAACCCUGUGAUUGUGACAUGUUUGGUGUUUUAUUUCCUAUCUUUCUUCUGGCCUUUCCAUCAUUCCCUGGAAAGCAGAAUCCCCCUGUCAUGUUUGGAGCAUUGUCUUGGAGCUGUUGUGUUAUAUCAUGUCUCGACCUGUCUGAUCUGCCUCUUGUCAAAGUCUGACUCAAACACGUGAUCACACACACAGACAGAUGCAAACAUCCUUCCCCCCACCAACUACAUGCUUUCCCUUGCACUGUCACGUUUCCACUGCAACCCAAGCUGGUAUUGAUUGACAUGUGCAGGGGAAUAGUGUUUGGCAUACCAGGUUAUCGGCAGGGCCAUUGACGACAACAGCCGCUCUGUCCCGGAAGCUGACAUGUAGUCUGUGACACACUAGGCCUUCCGCUGCGAGCGGUGGGAUGCUGGCAGCUCGCUCUGGGCUCGUCAUGAACAGGCCUGUUUCUGGCAGCUCUCCCACCAGCCUGUUACCUUGGAUAGCUCAUGAACAACACAGAGAGACAGAGAGAGGUCUGUCUCCAUCAUGUGCUCCGGCUCAUUUUCUCAUUAAGCGACUGGAAUUCAGACACGGUUUUUGAGGGAGGAGAGGUUUGGAUGAGGGCAUGUUGCAGCCUCGGUCAGCCCGGCACAUUUCUCAGGUCAGUGAUGGAGAGAUUGAAGAGAUUCACUUGCAAUCUUUUGGUUUUAAGGCCAGCUAUUUUUUUAUUAGAGGAUCUUCUUUAGUGUGACACUCUGAUAACGAUCUUGUUAAGUGAUCCAAGAAAGGUCGUUGUUUGUUGUUGUGAACAGUAAUGACAGUUCUGUCAACGCUGUUUUCAAUCGUACUUGUAAAUACACAUUAUGUAAUUAUUCACACCUCCAGGGGCUUUUAAAUCAAAGCUGUGUCUGAAGACAUCCUGAGGUAGUCUAGGAGGACCCUGAACGACAGGCAGCCAAGUGAAAAUCAUCUGACCCAUCCUUCUGUGUUUGUGGCUGUGAACCUAUUUUCUCCUUUUCACUGUGCAGAAUUAGUUGGUCUUAUUUUAGCACAGCAAUUCUUGCCAACACAGUGAGGUUUAUAUUUAUUAAUCCUUGUUUUGAAUCAAGGGAAUUGUGGCCACUUCCAAAAGGUCUGGGAAGGAGCUGAAGUGCAGUGAGUAAAGCAUCAUGAGGCAGUUAUGUAACACAACAUUGUGGGAAAGCCACUGGCGUUUGUUUUCCCUUUUUUUCCUUUUUUUUUCUUCUGCUUUACGACUCUCUUUUCAUCUAGUCGUUUCUCUCCCACCUUGUCUGUUUAUAUCCAGAGUGUUUUGCCCGCAUGUUUCUAAACCUGCUUGAGAUGAAUGAGGAGUAUCAGGAGGAUGUCUGCCAAGCUCAUCUACAGAAACAAUGCCUGCUUCUGUUUAUGGUGGUUACAAGUGAGAGAAAAGUUAGAGGUGGGAAUGUUUUAAUUUAUCAGGAUCUUUAGGGAGAAACCUGAUUAUUAUAAAAUGUAAUUCCUGUCAGAGGCCCUUUAUUUAAUCUGAUACUUUUAAGUCAGCUUUUCUCAACUUUCACCAUUUCUUCUUCCUGUUGUGAAAUCUGGUCUUCACCUGAAAAACAAAUCCAAUCUUUUUCACAUUUGUCAUCCGUAACUGUCAGUUUUAAGGGAAUUACACGCAGAGAUCAAGAUCCGUGUACCGUCAUGCACUAGAUCUAGAUUGUUUUGGCACAGUUGGAUCCUCAUUCAACAGCAGGCCCACCACGAUCAGUCAUUGUCAGAUGUCACUUACCUCCUCGUUGGAUGGUAGUAUGCAUCAUCACGGCCUCGGCGUCAGUCACGACUGUGACACAUAAUAAUCACGCUGUUAGUUGUUUUUAUGUUGGUGAAGGAAUCUGUUGUGUGAUACAGCCAAGGAUGAAGCACUUGAUCUAUUAUACAGAUGGUCUGGUGUGAAGUUUUUCAACUCUGCAGAUUUGUUGUUCUCAGUAAGAACAACAACUCUGACUCCUGAACUGAACUUUCUUUGCUUUCUGGUCAUUUUGCAGUCAUGCUUUACAUUAAUUUAAAUAAAUCUUUCAGUCCAAAUUCUAACCACAAAUAAGGACAAGUUUUUUAGCACACAUUGAGUGGUAAAUCAACAAAGCCUCAGAGACCAGGCUAUUUGAUUUUCUGCCUCUUGUUUAGAGGAAUCUGUCAAGGUCAUUCAGGGAGCUUAACACGACACCAGACAUCCUACCCUCGUCUGACUGGAUCAACAUGGUGAGCUGUCAAUCAAUGCUUGCACAUGUACACACAUGAACUUGCCAACACACUAAGACAGAAUGAAAAAAGGAGAUCAAUAAACUUCAUAAUUUGGAAAUCAAAACAACUUUGAGCUUAAAUUCAUUUGACUCUCCAUGCAACAUCACAUAUCAGCAUGUUCAAGCAGAAUAAAUACAAAUAAAAGCCCCUUAUGGUGGUUUUAUGAACUGUAGAAACCAAUAAAGGAAAAAGAAAGUACAAUUUGGAAAAAAAAAAAAGAAACUAAUACAUCAUAAACAGCCUGUAGCAUCUGUUAGCUGGCCGAUUAGCCACUUUGGUCAAGGCUGACAUUUCUAGAAAACUUCUCUGAAGUGAUGUUUCUUUUUAGCAUACAUCAGCACUGAGCUGCAGGACAGUGAUGUAACUCAUUUGGACUCGGCCUGUGUGGGCAUGAGAGCAUUAGAAGAGGGCGUAUUUACUCUGUGAUAUAUGCUGUGGGCGCGUCUCCCUUUCAGGUCUUUGAGUUCUCGGUCUUUGGUAGACUGAGAGAAGGUCAAGAUAAUUUUGUUGAAACAUAAAUCAUUAAUGAGUUUUGAAUUAUGAACCGUCAUUGUUCAAACUUCCUAUAACACCUAAAAACAUCAGCCUUGUUUACAUGCAGUCCUGGUCUGUACGCAGACAAGGAUUUUCUUGUCUUGUUUUGACAUCCCUACAUGUUUGUUGAGGUAUUUUGUGCUGCCUUUGAAACAGGUUGGUUCCAGUUAAAGAUUUUAGUAUAAUGUGGUGCAGACAUAAUUAAAAUAACACGGUUUACUUCAUUCGUGCAGAGAUGUAAGUGUUAAACAAAAGGAGCUGAGCUGUGUUGUGGACUUGAACAUGUAGGUCAGACCUGAUGCAGCAUGUGGUUCUCAUCCUCGGUGGUUAUUAAUAGACACGACUUCUUUAUUCAUGAAAAGACUUGGUCGUGUUUUCAUCCGCUGCCACCGCCGCCGCAGAGCUCAGACUGAUGAUGUCAUGGUUGGAGAGGACUGCUCAUUUGUGUCAGUGUGUCCCGAUCUGACUGACUGAUCCACAAACAUUUAGAACAAUGAUGAACUUUGACCUCAAACAAGAGAAUGAUGACUGUGUUCGGAGGAGUUAUAGUUAUAGAGAGGUUUUUGUUGUUUUUGCUGCUUCAUUGUUUAUUUCAAACUUUAUUUUAACUAAAUUUAGCUCUUCAUUUCAAACUGACAGACAAGAGGACAUUUUAGAGGAGAUAGCAGCAAUUCAAAUGUUUAGAUCUCGCUACUUUACUUAGUUUUUGAUUUCACGUACAAAAAUUUAUUUAUUUAGUGACUUUGGUUAUAACAGAGAGAUGGCAGAAGGUGAAAAUAAGAGAGAGGCAGUUUUCAUCUGCAAAUUUAACCCUGUAUCUUUGCAUCCCAAAAUCCCUGUGUUGGCCCUCUGCUGUAUUUCUUGGUGUAUAUGUGCCAACUGAGUGUAAAAGGGUGCAUGUACAACAACAAACUGAUGUAGGUCUAUUAUUGCAAUUAAAAUGUGAUCAAUUAAUUAUGAUUAAUUAUGAUUUCUUUAGGAGCAGGAGCUGCUAUGUCACACACUCACACUCAGACAUCCUGUUGUCUCUGAACACAUUCAGAGGAAACAGACAAGCCCACUGAUUGGCUCUCAUGCUGUUGCUACGGGAGUUUAAGCAGCUCCUCCAUUGGUCAGACUUUGGACUGGAGCCAACUGCCGGCUGUCUGUCAGCAUCCUUUUGUAGUCAUGGCAACAGACAGGAAGCAGGUCGGGAGGAGGGGAACUGUGUUGUUGUUUUUUUGAGUGCAGCUGAUGAGGACAGCGGCAGAAGAAGUUCCUCAGUCCUUUAUUUUCUCUUUGUGUGUUUUAAUUUUUUUUAGAGGGCGAUCUGUCUGCAAACAUAAGCAGUGCUGCACAAAAACGGCUUUUACACACAAACAGACACAGGUUUACUCGGUCAUGACCCAUUAAUCCUCCACCAAGAGAUGAUUAUUAAUACGACAUGCUUAGAUGGAAAUGGGGAUAAAAAUGUGAGUGUGUAUCUAGAAGUGUUUGAGGACUGUGAGUGUGCAUGAGUGCUUUUGCAUGUGUGUGAAUGUGAAGACAUUUUUGGGCAUGAUUGAAGUUUUUAUCAGCCUCUUCCUACUGACGGUUUUUAAUAUUAUGGUUCUAUUCAAAUGGAGAUGCUUCUCUGCCAAACCCAUGUAUUCUGUGCAGUUGACUUAAAUGUGGGGUAGGCAGGAAUCCGUUAAAAAAGUAUUCUUUUUGUGGUGUAUAUGCCAAAAAGCUUUUAAUAUCAGUAAAUAGCUAUUAGUUAUUGAUAAAAUGUGGGAAUAUCACGAUAUCGCUGUGCUCUCUUGUGCCUGUGUAGUCAACAUUUUAAAAUUGUUGGGUGGUCCGCUCAUUCUGAUUGUAAACAGAGUCGUUCUCCACCUCCCCGACCUGAUUGGUUGUGAGGCACGCUCUACAUCCUCGAACAACGUGCACAAGCCCAAACAAAGUUAGCGUGCUACAAUAUCGGACAGUAGAAACCAACCAGAAAGUACAGAAAAUUGUCUGAAUCCUCCUUUGGCCACAACUGCCAACACAAGAAAAAGAAGUAAAUACCAGAGACUCUGGCAGAAUAACGGGCGCUUAAAACGGAGGUAGACCACCCGGACAGAGCUAAAAAGCUGGGUUGACGUCAAUGAAGCAUAAAGGAUGGGGACUUUUUACUUUCACGUUGACUGGGCCCCAUUUGUAAUUAUCUGAAGUAUUUACCUGCAUUAUAUCUGAAUUUAAUUGGAAUGGUACGAGCGAGCACGAGCGUCUGUUUUUAGGGCGGGGCUUGCUGGAAAACUGGUUGGGAGGGGUAGUGUUUACAUUCAAGAUUUCUCCAAAAAUGCUCCAUUAACACAGUCUUACUUUUGGGUAAAGUCAAAUUUCCUCAUUUCAGUUUCUACUGUCUUAUAGCUCAGGGAAGUUAAUUCUUCAAAAAGAAAAGAGUUACACCACUGCAAAAUGUCUGUGUAUUACUGUGUUUAAAGUGCUGUUCUCAUAUGUAGUUUUAAAUCGACUGAUGCAGGUUAUUUUAAGCACUUGUUUAACCUGUCUGUCAGAUGGAUGUUCACUGAUGAGGAGACUUCUGGAAAUCACUGAUCUGGACUGUUGUUUGCUGAGAAGAACUUACACUUCAUACCUCCCCUGUAGUUUUAUUUGUCUGUAUGACACUUUGGUUUAUGCAGUCACAACAAGAUAGAACCUGUUUCUAAAUGUCAGUGUUGAUGAUUUGCAUGUUUGUGGGAGAACCACUCCAUUGUUUCCCUGUAUUUUCUGACUUUGUGCUCCAACUGAGCGUGCCUUAAUCUCUAACGUAAAGACACAAACACUAGAUUAAUAGUGAUUGCUAAACUCUUAAAUAGAAAGCAUUUUUUCAUCAAAAACUGCCUGAACUUUUUAGAAAAAAUCUUUGAAAGCUUUUGGAGAUUAUUUUGCUGAAAAAAAGGGGUCAAAGGUCACAUUUAAAGCAGAAGCAGCUAGACACAGUAAGGAUUUAGCACGUAACCACUUUGUCUGCCGCCCUUGUAAAUUGUCAAACAUGCAAGACCUGUUUCAUCCCCCAUACAUGACACAAACAGAUUAUUAGCCGCGCACAUGAGUCAGCGCUCAGGGAGAAAAGCAGCUAAAAACAAAGGGAUGAAAGUGAGUGAUGAAAGUGAGAAAAAGUAGGGCAAAGGAGGCACUGGAAGAAGAGGAAGUAGGAUAUGUGAAAGAAGGAAACAAAAGAGGAGAGUGGUAAAAAGAGGACAAGAGAAAGUGAGGGGUGAAGGAGCUCAUGAAUAUCAGAACAAAGUUCCCUAGACGAGAGUUGCAUAAGCAACUUUGACCCAGAAACCCUACAGAGUCAGACUGAACUGAAGUCACCCCGAGAUGGAGAGAACGAAAACAGCCAGAGGGAGGAGGUGAAGGAGGAAAAGGUGAAAGUCAAAUUAUCAUCCUCCCCUUUUUGUGCCUUUUAGCAUAACAUUGAAAUAUAAAUAUAACAAUGUAUUUUACUUUAGUGCAGUUUCUUUAUCUUUGAGGGUUAGGGUGUUUGACCAGGUUUAUAGACUGAACAGUAUCCGCUGUAUUGUAUAGUAUUUGUUUGUCUGCAUACAUUAGCAUAUUUUGAGUAUAAAUUGUUUCUGGUUCUGAGUAUAUGUGGGUGUUCUUGCAAGAAGCAGUACUCCUACACUGCUAAAUAUACAAAACUAUGUGGUUGACUACAAAGUAAAUCCCCUUGUUUUUGUAUGGCGGUUCUGCUGAAGGAGAGGACCGAAGAAAAUUGAAGAUUUGAGAGAGAACAGGGAGGAAACUAAGAGAUUUGAAGAAUGACGGCAGGAGGAAAUGAGGUGAAAUAAGGUGAGGUUUAGCAGACAUGCCAGGAAACACUGACAGAUGUAGGUGCAGCAGACAUAAAAAAAAAGACUGCUCACAAACAAGAGUAGACACAAAGACGGAGAAAAUCCAGACAAAUUUAUUUACCAAGUGCUGUGAACAAAAGACAUUACAGGAAUACAGAUGAGGCUGCAGAAGUGUGAACAAAAGAAAAGAGAGGGCCUAUGUGAGCGCAGAGGGAACUUUAAAAAGAGAUAGAAAAAGAUUGUAGAUGAAAAAAAUAAAGACAUUUUAGGAUGCAGGAUUGAAGUGGCUGCUCAUUAAGACAAAAUGCGAUGAGGAAGCUUAAAGAUAAAGGAUAAUGAAUGAAGAGAGAAAUUACUGACAUUGUGUAAAAACCGCAGAUGAAUGGAAGGGAAAACUUAAGUAUGAAAUCUAUAAGUAAUUUUAAUUCAGUAAUCUUGAUCUUAUUAUUUGUCUUAGAUUAGAUGAAUUGUGUAGGUAGGGUCAUGGCUGAAGGUCAGAAUGAUUGAUGAUCAAGAGAAAAAAAGAGCCAUUAAAGAAAUGUGUUUGCCUUGUGCUCUGAAAGACAUUCAUUCUUGUUCCCCUUAAAUGCCUCCUGAUCAAAAAGAGAGAGAGAAAAUCCUGUCUGUGAUUGAGCUCGCCUCCCUGGCUCAAACACCCGCUGAUAUCUCGGCUAUUAUUAUCUCCAGUUUUUGCCAUUGGGGAUGCCAAACUAUGUGUGGACUAAAAACAAAAUCAUGUUACACCACCAGUGCAUGAAAGCCUCUUUCUUCACAGUGUAACAGGUUUGGAUUCCUGGCAGGCUUUUUACUCAUUUAGACUGUAGUGGCGCUCUCUAAUGUUGAAGCAGGAUCCAAUCUGAAGCACCAGACCAGUUAGUUUUUCAGUUUUACGAAAAGGAAGAUUUUUGCACUAAGCUGAGACUGUUUAACAGAGAGGACUGAGCUUUACUUCAGCGCUAGUAUAUGAUGAACUUUCUCUUGGUGGUGCGUUCAUGGACAUUCUGCAGCAACAUCGUGUGAUAAGAAAGUCAAGUUUUUUGAACUGGUGUGUUACAAGUCUGAAACUGGUAAUAAGUAGGAAUGCACCGAUCUGAUAUUUGGAUCGGAUAUCGGCUCUGAUAUUGACAGAUUAACUGGAUCGGAUAUCAGAUGAAUGACUCCAAUCCAGCGUUCUAAUCCAGUCUUUUUUUUUUCUUUUAAUUAAUAUCAAACACAACAACACAGCGAUUCUGUUCCCUCUGUAUUCAAUGUCUGUCUAUCCUUUUGCACUAAAUGUUUACAUGGAAUUCUUACUUCUUUUUGUUGUGUGCUAAUGUGCAAUUUGUUAAUAAAUAAUAUUAAGUAAAUGUAUAUCAGUUAAUUUGUUACCUUUUUUUACAAGGCCAAUGUCAAGCCUGGUGCCUUCACGUACAGGGCGAUAUAUACAUUCAUUCAUUCAACAGUAGUAUCAGAUUGGUAUCGGAUAUCAGCUUAGCCCAGAUAUUGGUAUCGGAUUGGAUCGGAAAAAAAUGGAUCGGUGCAUCUCUAGUAAUAAGAGGGUUGUUGAAUGCACCAUACAAAUUAAACAUCUUGAAAUAGUCGUUUGAGCUAAAUAUAUUUUUGUCACAAAGCAGUAGAGGUCUCACUUCACUGUUCCGUUCAACUGCCAAGAGUGACAGAAAUCUUCUUCUUCUUCUGUCCUUCACCCUCUACAGGUGGUGCCCCAUAGCCUUUCCUGUCCUUCACCUCCCACCUGAUCUCCUCUCCUCCUCCGUCUCUCCUCUCCACCUCCUUUCUCCCUUCUUUUCUUACUUCCUGGUCACCAUGACGACUACCCUGGAUACAAUGCUGGCCCAUCCCGAUCAGGAGCUGAGUCCUGAGCGACUGGAUGGCUGUGGGGACCCUGGCGGACGCUACAAAGUGGUUCCCUCUGUGGUCUGCUCCAUGUGCUGCCUCUUUGGCAUCAUUUACUGCUUUUUUGGUGAGUCCUAAACUUUUUAAGACAUCUGUUCAUUUUCAAAAGUGUGAAUAGGUAGCAGAGCUGUUUAAUAAUCCCGUGUCUUUCUCCUCCUUCAGGCUAUCGCUGCUUUAAAGCAGUGAUGUUCCUGACGGGCCUGAUGUUCGGCUCUGUCGUCAUCUUCAUGCUCUGCUACAAGGAGCGCGUUCUGGACACCCAGCUGAGCGUGGAGGCCUCAGUGGGCAUCGGCCUUGGCAUCGGCACGCUCUGUGGCCUGGUCACUAUGCUGGUUCGCAGCGUGGGCCUCUUUAUGGUGGGCCUGCUGCUGGGCCUGCUGGUGGCCGUGGCCACCCUGGUAGGCAUGGAGGAGCUUUCCGACAGCCCGCCGCGCUCCGUCUGGGUGCCUCUGGGCGUGCUGCUUGGCCUGGGCAUGCUGUUUGCCGUGCUCACCUUGCAGUGGCAGCGCCUCUUUACCACGCUGUCCACAGCUGUGUUUGGUGCGGCAGUCAUCACUGUGGCUGUGGACUACUUUGUGGAGCUCUUCGCCCUUGUGCUUUACAUGUACGAGCGAAUGAAAGCAGCGCCUGGCAAGCCUGUGUGCUGGUUGACGUGGGUGGUGCUGGGGGUGUGGCCUGCCCUUACUCUGCUGGGUGUCAUAGUCCAGUGGAAGGUGACAGCUGAGGGAUAUUCCCACACUAAAGGUGAGAACCACUGUGCAUGUUUACUGAAAUCUCAAUUAUAAGUAUAAGUAUACCCUGUUUUAUAUAUUAAGUAGCACAUGUUUGAAAUAGGGGAGUUAAUAAGUAAAACAUUAUGCUUCUAUCUAGUGUUUGAGUUAUUGAAAAUUGUGUCUGUAAAGCUGCACAAAUUUAAAAGAAAAAACAUGUCCAUGAGAACCUCACAUUUUACAAAGUGAUCCUCCUCUCCUAAAACCCACCUUUUCACAGUUUCUUAGUCACUGUCAUCACAAAGCAGGUGUCAUUCAUUAAAUAUUGUUUCCUCUUUGUGAUGCAGACUGAUGAUUAUGAUUAAAAAGUUACCGUGCACUUGUCUUCAACCUGUUCCCUGUAGUCAUCAUCAGCCGGCAGCAGAGGAGAAUGCAGGUGAUGCGGAUUCGCCAACGGGAUGACCGCUAUCGGAAAAAGAAGAAGAAGCAGCAGCACGGCUCUUCUUCGACCCAUCACCACCAGGCCAAACAACUUCACGCUGAGCCGGCCUAUCGACGCAAACCCAACCCGAUCCGCCGCUACGACACAGACGUCCUCUCACCAGUGAAGAACUUUGACCUUGCUUUUAGAGUCUCUGAUCCAUUGUUGAAAAUUAUGCUGAGUUUUCUAUCACUUAUAAUCUUAAAACAUUUCUCUCUUCACUCUAUCCAGAGCUACAUCCAGAGUUUCAGGGACCGGCAGGUGCAGGGGCAGCCCUUUCCCAGCCGGCUAGUCGGUGGACCCCACGCUGUGGUGGAUGUUGGCUAUGACUGUGGUUCUACUGCACCCCUCACUGGAGCUGCAGGACCUUCUCUACGGGUCUGACAACUUCUUCACCUCCCAGAGGCCUGAACAAACCGUCUAAACAGGGAGACACAUGACUACAAUCACAACUCCACGUGGGUAAAAUCACACCUAACAAACCACCACUGGUUUUAUUGCAAAAAUGACGAGGACUUAGCUACACAGAGGAAGGAAAUUUAUUUAUCACUGGACUUACCUAAAAGGUGAGAUCUGGUCAACUCUUUAUUAGCUAUAUGUCAGUACAGAGAGCUCCACUCUCUUUAUGGAGGCCUCAGUGUGCUGCAGAGGGUUGGUCGACCUCCUAGCACUGACUUCCAGAAGUCCCAAAUGCACAAAUGCAUGCAUGCACUCGGACAAGCAGGAACAGCAGCUGCAUUCUUGAGCAUUAACCAAGAACACCAAAGCAGCCUGCUGUUCGUGUCACUGUCCAAGCGGAUCAGGUAUCACAGUUUCAGUGCAAACCUGCCUCAGGUUCGAACGCAGGCACAGUCAGAAAAAUCAAAAUACGACUUGCCCAUGUUCUAUGUCUGAAAUAUCCAACAAAUAUCCAUAAAUGGAAGCAAGGGCCCUUUUAAGAAAAACAGGAUUUCUUUAUUUGCUGUGUGCCAUCUGGACGACUUCAGUUCUCCUCUAAAUGGAGAGAGACGUCUUCACUGUUUUUAAAGCUGGGAAACCCCUCUGUCACCCUUGGUGCUGGACGAUUCACCUCUUUAAACUGCUCUCCGUUGGCCGGGGGAUCUGUUUUUAACGGGUGCCUUGCCCCUCCAUGGACUACGUCGUUCAACAAAAGGAGGGGGGUUACUGGCAGAUCUCCCAUCGGUGGCUUGUUUUUGCAUUAAACAUGAUCGCAGAAGGAUUUUAAGGGGGUUGCCAUGGAGCUACAAUAAGCAGGGUAAAAAAAAUCGAGUUACACUGGCUUGUAUCCACAGAUGUCAGGAUACAUGAGUCAAAUUUUAGGUAAAGCUGACGACAAGAAAGCCAUAUUUACACUGGCACUCAGCUGAGAUUUCACACACAAAAAAUGCAAGAAGAUCUUGAAUGGAAGUUUCAUAUUUUUCAACUUGAAUUUCAUCCUUUGAAGUGCAAAAUGUUCACCCUUGACACGUUUAUUUACAUAGCUGAAGAGUCUCAUUUCACCAACACAGCUGUAAGACCCACUAACAUUCUCUGAUGGCACCCUUUGCUGUGCAACUGAAAAAGUAUUCAUGCUAAAAUCUAAAAAUUUAAAGUAAAAGAAAACCAGUCAAAGCUAAAAACUGUCACAGGAAUGGUCGUUUUUGUGUGGAUCUAAAAUCUCACAACUGCAUGGGAAAAAAAAAUAGAAGUUGAUUGCUGGAAAUCACCUUUAAUAAACCAAACCAGGCUGAGAUGCUGAUGUAAAUAAGGCUCAGAGAUUCUGACCGAUAAAGUGGACAAACGGCCAUGUAGACUUGUACUUAAACCGACUAAUCCUUCCAACAUGUGCAUUGAUUUUCUUUAUUUAGGACAAUGUAACAUUUUUGUCACCUGUGAAAAUGUGAAUACUUUGUUACCUUUGACCUUUUUAAAGGAGAAGCAAGCAAAUUGUGGGGUUAAGGUGGGUGGGGUAUGUGAAACAUUUUUUAGAUUCAUUUUUGGGAAACAGAAAUGCAUGAAUUCGCCCCUCAUUCCUUCCCUGGUCUGCCCUGUGUGGCUCCAUUUUGGCCUCCACUGAACACCCUCCACCCCUUCAUGUGCAUCAAUGUGAAAUUUGUACAUAAAACACAGCACUUACUAACUUUUUUUUUUUUUUUUUUUUUUUUUUUUUUGUUACUUUUAUUCAUUUCUUUUUAAUUUUCUUAGAAAUCUAAUUUUAUUGAAACACGUUUUUUUUCCUGUGGGAUGUAUUUAUUCGCUGAUUUAUUUAUUUUCGAGCCGUUUCUGUAAAGGAGAGUGCAAUGUCAUCACUGUAGGCCAGUAACUCCAUGCUUUUUUAAAAACUGAAUUAUGAUUAUUAUGGUUAUUAAAGCAUGUGUUCUUAUGGGCCUGUAUACAA